This is a messenger RNA of Durusdinium trenchii, 1878 nucleotides long. The record is from the annotation of a GenBank genome assembly. NCBI's taxonomy places the organism in Eukaryota, Dinophyceae, Suessiales, Symbiodiniaceae.
AUGUCUUCUGAGACAAUAAGCGCAUGUCUUGCUGCAAACUCGCAGUUGCGUUGCAAGAAACCUGCUCAUUGGACCUCAGCUCGUGUCAAUGUAUGUGGACUUGGCUCAAGCCCUUCAAGAGGGUGGGGUGGGCGUCGCUGGCGCUGUCCGGGAAAGGUGGGUAUUUUGCCAACCAAGCCCACCAGCCGUGAAGACUCUUAUGUCCUGAUGUCAAAGAAGGUGGUGACCAAGAAGAAGGCGCAACCGCCCGCUGUUCCUGGACUGCCAGUGAACGGGGCACAAGGCGGCGUAUUUGCGCCGAACAAGACUCGGGUGGCCCAGCAACAGCGGGUCCUUGAGACGGUAGGCAAGCAGGAUGGCAAUGACAAGAGGUAUUCGCCGCGCACCGAUGGCUUCAUUCAGAAGCUGACUCCCGUCCUGGACUUUUACCAAUACUCGGCUGCAGACAUUGCCUCUCUGGUUCGAAAGUGUCACUACGAUGAGACACAAAUUCAAAUUGCCGUCGCCAACAUCAUUGAGGAUCGUGCCAAUCAUGAGCAAGAACAAUGGGGCACUGUGAAGAAAAAGAAGCAGGUCAAGGAGGAGAAGAAAAUGAAGGAGGCUGCCCAGAAGAAGAUCGAGGACAUGCACAAGGCCGAGGAUGAAACAAUCGGAGAAGUAUCCAGGCCAGUGAUCCAGGCGCUCCACAUCAAUCAGGAACAAGAUGAAUGGAGUACGGUCAAAAAGAAGAAGCAAGUGAAGGAGGAGAAGAAGAUCCAAGAGGAAAGGAAGAUCCUGGAGGAGAAGAAGAUCCAAGAAGAGAAGAAGAUCCAGGAGGAGAAGAAGUUGAAAGAGGACGAAGAGAAGAGAAUCAAGGACCGUCAAGAACAGUUGGUGAAGGAGGAAAUGGAGAAGCAGAAAAAACAAUCCAACGAGAGGAAGGUGACCUCAGAGGGAGCGACCUCAACGCCGGCAGCGCCGGGUCCAGCGCCAGGUGCAGGCGGAAAAGGUGCUGGAAAGGCUGGAAAGAACGGCUCCAAGAACGGUCAUUUGGCCUUCACAGGCAAAGGAGGCAGCUCCACUGGCACGUCUCCGGUGUUAAAGCCCUCAGAGCCCAAGGAGAAGAGGGAAAAAGAGGGCAGUGGAGAAGAGAAGGAAGGGAAGGAAGGCGGCGAUGUGAACACCUUGAAACACGGAGGCGCAGUCCUCCCGUCAGAUCCUGCGAUCUUGUUUUCCAGUCCGAAGCCUGAGGGUGAGACUGAGCAGACCGGGAAGGAGACGGCGCCCUCUGCGCAGCCUUCACAGACCUCGCAGCCGGCCGCUAAAGCCGCGGCACCAACAGCCCCAGCAAAGCCAAAGGUCAGUGGCAGCGUUUGGAACAAACCACCAGGUUUGCCCGAGCCCGAGAAAGGCCAGAAAGAGGAUUCUCCAACCCCAGCUGAAUCCAACCCAAAGGCAGACUCGUCUGCUCAAAAGUUGGAGCGAAAGCCCCAGGGCGCCAAAGUGGGCGUACAGACCUCCCAAAGUCUCACCACCAAAGAGCCCAACGGCUCGUCCAACGGCUCUGAUCGAGAUCCCAAAGAUUCCAAAGACAAGAAAGUUGGUAGAUCUAAGCAGAGUGAGGAGAAGAAGGAUGAAUGGAAAGACAAGAAGGAUGAAUGGUGGGGUGAACAGAGCGACUCCAAAUGGAAUGGCCGUGGUUGGGACUGGAAGAAAUGGAACGACUGGAACAGCAAAGCCGAUGGUGACUGGUGGAGUGGAGAUUGGAAGAAAGGAGGUAGCUGGCAGUGGCAGAAGAAGAAGGAGGAUUCACAAGGAUGGCAGCGGAAGGACAAGUCGGAAGCUGCCACCCAAGGUGACAAGGAUAAGUCCCAAGAAGCCACAGCUAGCAGUUCCUGA